Talpa occidentalis (Iberian mole) is the source of this 1716-nucleotide messenger RNA. RefSeq names its product VHL binding protein 1 (gene VBP1). Gene Ontology annotation, cellular component: cytoplasm; prefoldin complex. Gene Ontology annotation, biological process: protein folding; microtubule-based process; tubulin complex assembly. The transcript is spliced from 7 exons. Bases 1 to 747 code for a protein of 248 amino acids. Lineage: Eukaryota; Metazoa; Chordata; Mammalia; Eulipotyphla; Talpidae. The record is from RefSeq and is a predicted model, not a curated record. Gene Ontology annotation, molecular function: tubulin binding.
AUGGCCAGGGCGCUCGACCCCGCGCACCUGCCCCGGGCCCGGCAGCGCCAUUUCCACUGCAAGGAGGGGCGGGCCUGCGGGUGUGGGCGAGCCAAUCCGGGAGCCCCGGCGCGGCUGCGGCGAGGCCCCGAGUCCCGCGCCGGCUUCCCUAACAUGGCGGCCGCGAGGGACGGCUGCAGCUUGGGCGAGGCGGCCGCCGGGAGCGGGCGGCGGCUCCACCUGGGCAUCCCCGAGGCUGUGUUUGUGGAAGACGUGGACUCGUUCAUGAAGCAGCCUGGGAACGAGACUGCGGACGCCGUGCUGAAGAAGCUGGAUGAGCAGUACCAGAAGUAUAAGUUCAUGGAACUCAACCUUGCCCAAAAGAAGAGGAGGCUCAAAGGGCAAAUUCCGGAAAUUAAGCAGACUUUAGAAAUUCUAAAAUACAUGCAGAAGAAAAAAGAGUCGACCAGUGCGCUGGAGACCAGGUUCUUACUGGCGGACAACCUGUACUGCAAGGCCUCCGUCCCUCCUACCGAUAAAGUGUGCCUCUGGCUGGGGGCGAAUGUGAUGCUUGAGUAUGACAUUGACGAAGCACAGGCACUGUUGGAAAAGAACUUAUCAACUGCCACAAAGAAUCUCGAUUCUCUUGAGGAAGACCUUGACUUUCUUCGCGAUCAGUUUACUACCACAGAAGUCAAUAUGGCCAGGGUUUACAACUGGGAUGUGAAAAGAAGAAACAAAGACGACCCCGCCAAGAACAAAGCAUGAUGCUGGCAAUUAAAAAUGUGAUUCAGUUUUCCAAACCUGUUCUUUUAACUACCCCGAACUUUAUUCUGAAAGGUUGAUAGAAUUUUCAGUGAUUUUUUUUUUAACAGCAAGAAUAAUUAAAACUUUUAAAAAACAUAAACAUCAUUUUAUUUAUUUAUAAAAACAAAAUUAGUUUCAAACACUUUAUGCUAUCAGCAGUAUUAUUUUCCCCACAUCUCCAACACAGCAAACGCCGCUUUCAUCAUUUUGUUAUGUUUCUUUGUUGUAGUAAAGUCUUAGCCGAAAUGGCCGAAAACUGUGAGGUCUGCGGCAGAAGCUAAAUUCUGGACACGUUAGCAGUUUCAUUUUUCUUUGCGGCUCAUUUUACUCUCACUUUGAUGAGAUGGGGCCAGUUUAGAGGCAGGAAGAAGUCGCUCUGAGUGUUUGCAAACUUGUUUUUCUUUGGUAGACGUGGGGCUCUGCUGGCUCGUGAAUCACUGCUUGGCCGGAACGUUGCGCUCUCGUGCGCUUCUCAGGAAACGGUCCUUUGCCUUCCUGAACAGCACGAGGGCCGCUGAGACACUUUUCUUACCCCGUGUUAAUGUGCAGUGUCUUCGCGAUGCCAGCCGUUGGGGGAUCUUGGCCACCGUGAAAUAACGUCACUCUUACUUGAGGCAGUUUUGUAUUUCUUAGCAGUUCUCCAAAGCAGCUGAACAGUAAUCUUGAGAUAAAUAUAAAUCUUCAGUGGUUGACAAGAGUUGUGAGCUUUUUUAUUCAUGAAAAAACCUCAUAGGAAUAGUGAAAACUCCCCGUGGAAAGCUGUUGGCAUGGAGGCCAGUAGCAGGCGCUACGCAUUCUGGGAAACAUAACGGUCGUAUUCUCUCUCCGUGUAGUGACAAGUACACUUGUCCAGUGUUUUGUACGUGUAUUUCAUGUUAUUAAAGCAGUGAAGUCAAAACUGGCACCUGUUUUCCUGUUAUUCUUUCUGAC